Molecule: messenger RNA, 627 nt
Organism: Aspergillus vadensis CBS 113365
Lineage: Eukaryota; Fungi; Ascomycota; Eurotiomycetes; Eurotiales; Aspergillaceae
Product: EthD domain-containing protein
Exons: 1
Coding region: 57-470 (137 amino acids)
Molecular function (GO): oxidoreductase activity
Source: RefSeq, a predicted model, not a curated record
GCCCACUUUCACAUUUUCAAUUCCUCCUCCAUAGUAACCAUCUUCCCCUACCAAAAAUGACCGUCCGCGUCUUCAUUUACGGCUACCGCAAGCCCGGCCUCUCCCUGUCCACCUUCCGAGAGCGCUACGAAGCACACAUCGACCUCGUGAGACGUAUCUCCGGCGAAGACUUCCCCCUCUCGCACCGCCGUACCUAUAUAGCUCGCACAACCGUUGAUACCCCACCUGAUGGGGCGACGGCCCGCAACGCCACAACCCCAGCGACUAUCCUUCUGGGCCAACAGUCAGACUUUGACUUUGAUACGACGGCUGAGUUGACCUUUGCGGAUCAGCCUUCUUUCCAGGCUUUUAUGGCGAAGGUGACGGCCCCUGAGGCGGCAGCGCAGAUUGCGGAGGAUGAGGAGCGGUUCUUUGAUCGGAAGAUGCUGAGUUUUGCUAUAAUUGGGGAGGUGGUGGAGACGAGGAAGUAGGAAUUGCUUGAGUGGUAAACAGGGCUAUGCCUGUGUGUUUGCUGUUACGAAUACUGCUGAGAUAGGGUUGGUUUCUUGUCUGGAUGGUGCAGUGGCUGACUUGUUGUGUUGUUCAGGGCAAAGGGGAGGUAUAUACUAGUACUAGACAUGAUGUUUG